Molecule: messenger RNA, 3910 nt
Organism: Onychostoma macrolepis
Lineage: Eukaryota; Metazoa; Chordata; Actinopteri; Cypriniformes; Cyprinidae
Gene: fsta
Product: follistatin a
Exons: 6
Coding region: 1506-2489 (327 amino acids)
Biological process (GO): regulation of BMP signaling pathway; cell differentiation; negative regulation of activin receptor signaling pathway
Molecular function (GO): protein binding; activin binding
Source: RefSeq, a predicted model, not a curated record
CAUUAUGGAUGUCAUCCGGGUGGCUCAUAUUGUAACUGACAGGUGAAUCUAAGACAUGUAGACUUGACACUUCCUGGUUACAUGAUUUGAUCAGACCUUCAGAUGUGUCCGACUAAUCAAAUGCAUAUAGUAGCCUAAUAAUGAGGUCACUGCUAUAGUACCGGAAAAUGUAGGCUACUUUGUUAAAAGUUAAUUUGGCAUACCAAAAGGACUGCAAUAGGCUCUUCUAGAGUUACAGUAUUAAUAGUCCACUAUUAAACGUGAAGUUAAAGGUGUCAUAGGUAGGGCUAUAGGCUAGUUUAAUUAAAGCCGUCCAUGAUUCGAAGGAAAAUAAAAUAGGCUAUCUGUAGCCUACAGACAUUUGCGAUUAAUCGCAAUUAUUAUAGACACAUGUGCUGUAACAAUGACCGGUUUUGAAAAAUGCAAAUAAACCAGAAAAUAAAAUGAAACUACGGGCAAAAGUCGAAUCAAAUGAAAAUCUCGUGUGUUCGCUUGCAGGCUCCUUCAACAUGCGAUGCUCCCUCUCUCUAAACAGCAUGCAAUAAUUGAUGUUAGGCGUGUGUGCACAUACAUGGGUGUUUUCUGUGGUUCAAGUCUCUUGCAGAAGAGGUCGCGCGUGCACCUCCGCCACAGAGAGGGAAAAUCCUCCUCCAGUCAGUCUCGCGUGUCUCACUUCUAUGGAAAUGAAUUCCGUGUAGUCUGCCUCGCGCCACCGCAGUUCGGAAAUUGAAUGGGAUAUAGAUUGUGAUCCCGGAGGGAAACCGCAACACCUGUCUCGUCUAAUAAUAUCUUUCUCUCCUUUAUUCUGUAAUCCAUUGUCUCCUCACGCAGAUCACCUUUCAACAGUAACCUUGUAUUAAAUUAACACCCUCUACUGUUAAUCAGACCUGGCAUGGCCUAGAAAGUUGUGACAUUUCCCAUCUCAAAGGUUUGUGGUGACAUUCAAAGGCCAUCAAUGCGUAGUUCAAUUUGUAAUUCAUACCCGGUUAUAUAGAGCCUUUAUAUCUGAUCACACCACCUACAAACACGUUCCCUAUUGUUCCCUUUUACACUAAAACCCCGAUAUUUAUAGGAAACUGGGUUUUUAGGGUGGGAUUAAAUAUGUUGUUGUUUAUGCCAAUAUAUUGUUUUACUGUGUGACUGGACUGGUCUCAUCCACGUCUGGUCAGUUGUGGGUAUCCGUAAGAUACAAAUUGGGCCAUUUUUUAUUUAUGCUUCCUGCGACUUGGUAUUCAGCAAAACUCAGAAGUGAUUUAGGGGCAAGAGAAAGUUUCAAGCAGCUAUGUCACCUGAUUUGGAUUGAAAGAACUUGGGGAAGAAAAAAAAAAAACUCUCUCUCCCCACCCCCACAGAGAGGAAGACCGCCCACACCACAGACAGUCGGCCCGAGACCCCUUAUACACUUAAAAAGAGGUGGCACUCUGAGAGCAGCGUUCAUUCAGCACUGCCUGAGUAAGAAGAUUACUUUUGCACUGCUCGUCUAGAUACUCUUUCUCUGUUUAAACAUGCUAAGGAUGCUAAAGCGCCAGCAGCUCCACCCGGGAAUGAUUUUAUUACUCUUAUGGCUCUGUUAUUUGAUUGAAGAUCAAAAAGUGCAAGCUGGUAACUGCUGGCUCCAGCAAGGCAAGAACGGGAGAUGUCAGGUCCUCUACAUGCCUGGGAUGAGUCGAGAGGAAUGCUGCCGGAGUGGGAGGCUCGGUACAUCUUGGACUGAGGAAGAUGUGCCAAACAGCACAUUAUUCAGGUGGAUGAUCUUCAAUGGCGGGGCUCCAAACUGCAUACCUUGUAAAGAGACCUGUGAUAAUGUGGACUGUGGCCCUGGGAAGAAAUGUAAAAUGAACAGGAGGAGUAAGCCUCGCUGCGUCUGCGCCCCAGACUGCUCCAACAUCACCUGGAAGGGGCCGGUGUGCGGCUCAGACGGGAAAACAUACCGAGAUGAAUGUGCUCUUUUGAAAUCCAAAUGCAAAGGGCACCCGGAUCUGGAGGUGCAGUACCAAGGCAAAUGCAAAAAGACGUGUCGUGAUGUCAUGUGUCCGGGAAGCUCGACUUGUGUGGUGGACCAGACAAACAACGCAUACUGUGUGACAUGCAACCGCAUAUGCCCAGAGGUCACGUCUCCGGAUCAGUACCUUUGUGGCAACGACGGGAUUGUUUACGCCAGCGCAUGCCAUUUGAGGAGAGCCACGUGCUUGCUUGGUAGAUCCAUUGGAGUGGCAUAUGAAGGGAAAUGCAUCAAGGCCAAGUCAUGUGACGAUAUCCAGUGCAGCGCAGGGAAGAAGUGUCUAUGGGAUUCCAAGAUGGGUCGUGGGCGCUGUGCAGUUUGCAUGGAGAUGUGCCCAGAAAGUCGAUCGGAGGAGGCCGUGUGCGCCAGCGACAACACCACGUAUCCCAGCGAGUGUGCCAUGAAGCAGGCCGCUUGCUCUUUGGGGGUUCUCCUGGAGGUUAAGCAUUCAGGAUCUUGCAACUCUACCAUGUAUUCUCCCAUAUAGCCAUUACUGAAGACCAGGAGGAUGAUGACGAUGAGGACGACCAGGACUACAUGGCUUAUAUCCGAUUAUCACCUGUACUGGAUGGAUAAAGCACCAUCAACCAGUGGAACAGUCCUAGGGCAAGGAAUCAUGUCCACACUGUACAUAUGUGUAUGCUAAUUUAUUUUUCAGAGAAAAAAGAAAGAAGUAUACAUGUAGUUCAGUCUGCUUGAUGUUUAUUUAUACAGUGUUCUGUUUUAUAAUUUAUACAUUUACAGUGUCUGGCUUACUUGUCUAUCAUGUUAUUUUGUUUUCACAUGUUGUCUUUCCCUUUUUUUUUUUUUUUUUAUGACCGAGAAAUAUAUUUGUCCAAAGAGAAGCAGUGUUAUUUAUUGUGAGGUAAAAUGCUAUCAUGUAAAGUGUGAGUCUUCUGCAAGCUGUAAAUUGCAUUCCCUGAGCUGUAUAAACGCUUAUCAAUGUCAAUUCUGUAUCACAGAUGUUUAUUUCACACAUACCUGCAUGUUAGAUUGUGAGUUUAUUUAUUGGAAAAAAAAUGGAAACGCAUAGGAAAAAAAUGUCACUCUUUAAUGUACAUGUAUAUUUUUGGUUUUGUUUACAGCUCAGUGUAACUGACCAAAGGGAUUUUCUUGAACGUUCUUCAAUGUUUUUGUGAUAUGGUGCAGCAGGAUAACAUUGAAAAUGAGCCGUUUCUCAUAUAGGAAACCCCUGACGAUUCCCUUGUACAAAAUGCCGUCCGUCAUCAACAGCAACAGUCUGACUUUUCAACAAUAGGGCAGAAAUUAGCAGAGGGUUAUACUUGUUCGAGAAAACUGUGCCAUGCAACUUUGUCUUUUUUUUUUCUUGCCAAUAUUCUGCUCUAUAUUGCUCUUGCAGAGCUAAAGAAAAGGUCAUUAAGAGGACUCAGUUAUCAAUAUAUAAAACAUUCACUUUUUCACUGUUUUCACUUUGUUGUCAAAAUGCAUUUUUAUUUUCAGACAUCUCAAGAUAAACUAAAUUCAGUUAUAAAUAUAUAGUUUUGUAUUUUUUAUGUAAAUGUCAUAUGUAUAUACAAAGUUUGAUGUAUUUGUACAGAUAUUAAGAGUGAAAUCAAUAAAAAAAAAUACUUAUCAAAUGGUCACUGUGGUACGAAUUUUAUUAAGAAUUGAGUUCUGCCAUUAGCUGACAGCAUGCACCCCAUUCAUUUAUUAUUAUGUAAUCAAAGUGUCCUGGGUCUAUUGCUUAAGCCUUAAGGCCAUUACAUAAGUUUUUAACUGCCAUCAUGACUCUACUGCCAGGAAACCCACAUCUUUUUCCCCACAAUUCAACUAGUAUGAAUAUAAAUUGAACUAAAUUAAGCCAAAAUAUUACCAUAUCAACAUAUCUUUGAGUUCAGGCUUCUGUCUCAGAGCAAUCAAUUGUUAAACUCUCUAUAAAGCUUGUUU